AUGGCGACUUCAAUCAGUCCCUUAGUCGUGUUCGUUGCCCGAGAAAGCGCAGCAACAGGGUCGACUCGAGCUGAGUUUACAGAAUGGCUCCUUGAGAGUCUGCAGUACGUGUCAUCUCAGCAUGCCGCCUCGUAUGACACGAUUGGCUGGCAACUACCGAAGUUCUUUGCUUUUAUCCAUGGUGCAAAUGAACCCUGGUGUCCUCGUGCCAGACAUACAACCUGGAUGCUAGAUCUUGUUACUGAGGCUAAGAGUCUGGAUUGCCCGGUUAUCAUUGUAUUAUCUGGCUGGAGUGGACUGACGACCUGCCCCUUGGUCUUUGAUAAGAUCUUUGGGUGGUUCGAGGAUGCUGGGGUGCCUGUCAAAGUCCGGGUGUUUGCGGAUAGACCACGUCGGUUCUUCGAUGUCAACCCACAGCAGGUGAGAGGAGUUCUACGUGGUGAUAUCACUCCUAGUGAGGAUGGUGUCGAGCUGGAGGACUCGACACCACUCUACAUCGAUAACUUCUGGCUCCUCCACUUUGCUAGGGUGAAGAUGUCUGAGGCACAGCAAAUGAUGUGCGAUCUGGACUACCAUCGAAACUCCCACCCUAACUGGAUCAGGGAGUUCAAGUCCGUAUGUGGUAUUUGCGGAGAAAGGUUCAGAACCCAGUUGCUCCUUGCCGCCCACCAAGGGCACAAGCACCCCGAGACACGUACAAAAGACUUUAUCAAGCCUGAGUUCAAGUGCCCCCACUGUGGUGGUACAUUUACACGUCUCGAUGGCCUAACCAGGCACAAGAGGGGUUGUAAGAAGAAUCCCCAGGCGGAGCGAAAAGAACGGAAGAAGAACGCCAGAAGAGGGACAAGGGUCAACCCUAAUAGACUAAAUGUCCAGCCCAAGGGUUCGGACAAUAGUAUGAAGAGUUACCUUACCCUGACCGAGGAGGAUGCUCCCCUACUACCCCGUCUUGAAUUGAGCUCACCUGUUGUCUUCCGGGGUGAACUACAUUGCCGGUAUCCCGGCUGUAGGGUGACCACUCGCUACCAUAUGCCCAGUGCAUUACGCCUUCAUUAUAAGGCCAUUCACAACUUCGAGUACCCCGGGUUCAAAACAACGAUUGGGGAAGAGGGACGUAUCCAGCAUGAAGCUGGUACGGCAUGGCUUGCUCGGUGUGUGCAACUAGGACAGGAGAAUGCAGGGCCGGCCCCUCCCGCGCCAUCAGUAUGGUAG
Messenger RNA from Penicillium samsonianum, 1212 nucleotides. RefSeq lists its product as uncharacterized. The record is from RefSeq and is a predicted model, not a curated record. NCBI's taxonomy places the organism in Eukaryota, Fungi, Ascomycota, Eurotiomycetes, Eurotiales, Aspergillaceae. The coding region runs from base 1 to 1212 and encodes 403 amino acids. The transcript has 2 exons.